CAGUGAGUCAUUUAAAUAACUUUGAAUCCUGUUUGGAAACAAAGCUGUUACGCACAUGAUUUGUCCAGCUCCUGUGUGUGUGUGUGUGUGUGUGUGUGUGUGUGUGUGUGUGUGUGUGUGUGUGUGUGUGUGUGUGUGUGUGUGUGUGUGUGUGUGUGUGUGUGUGUGUGUGUGUGUGUGUUUUCUCGGCUGCUGGCGCGCCUCGUCUUACUAAGUGUUGAUUGGAUGCAUUUGGAAAACUUAGUUAACAACAUAUGUAUUAUUAUUAAAUAUUAAUUAAUUAUUAAUUGAGCUGGAAGUUGCGCUCCUUUGCGCAUGCAAGAGGGUAUUUAACCUUGCGCCCCUGGACAGCUUCACCCCACCCAUGGAUGAGAGCGGAGGGUGGAGCGGCUCUGAUUGUGCGUCUCGGAGAACAGAAGCAGGGAGGAUGAGAUGCUGCACGUGAAAAAUCCACCUCUUGAUCCGAAUUAGAUGCUUCCCUCCGCUUUAAACUGAACUGAAACACAUCAGUAACAGAUGGAAGUAUGAGUGUGGACAAUGGGAGCUUGUUUUGGAACCGGUCUCAAACCGGACCAGGCCUCUUCAGCAACCUGGAGGACAUCGACGUGACCGCUGACGGGAGUCCGGUCCUCAGAUUCUUCAUCUGCCUGGUGUAUUCCGUGGUUUGCGCUGUGGGUCUGGUGGGUAAUGUGCUGGUUCUGUUCUUCAUCAGGGUCAAACAGGAGAGGAGGAAGUCCAGGGUGAACUUCUUUGUGCUGAACCUGGCCGUGACUGACUUCCAGUUCGUGCUGACUCUGCCCUUCUGGGCCGUGGACACCGCGCUGGACUUCAGCUGGCCGUUUGGAGACGCCAUGUGUAAGAUCAUCCUGUCGGUCACCGUCAUGAACAUGUAUGCCAGCGUCUUCUUCCUCACUGCCAUGAGCGUCACCCGCUACUGGUCCCUCGCUUCCGCUCUGAAGAACACAACAGUGCGACAAUCCUGCUCCGCGAAGUGGGUUUGCGCCAUUAUUUGGACACUUGCGACUCUGGCCACCGCGCCGACGUCGAUUUUCUCCGCAGUCACCAACGUGACGGGAGAGAAGCUGUGUCUGCUGCGGUUCCCAGGUGGACAGUACUGGCUGGCCGUGUACCACAUACAGAAAAUAGUUGUAGGGUUUGUGUUGCCGAUGUCUAUCGUUUCCAUCAGUUACUUUAUGCUGCUGCGUUUCAUCCGCAAGAGGACCAUGAAGACCAGCAACCCCAAGCGGAGAUCCCAGGUCACCAAGUCCAUCACCGUCAUCAUGCUGUCCUUCUUCUUCUGCUGGAUGCCCAACCACGCCAUCACCCUGUGGAGCGUGCUGGUCAAGCUGAACUUUGUGCACUGGGAUAAGGCCUACUACGUAGUCCACACGUACGUGUUCCCGCUCACCGUGUGCCUGGCGCACACCAACAGCUGCCUGAACCCGAUCCUCUACUGCCUCACGAGGAAGGAGUUCAGGGACAAGCUGAGAGGGCUGAUCCACAGAGGAUGAUGGGGUUGAAAGGGUUUAACGAAGCGCGUAAUGUGUGGACAAACUGUAACCAAGACGCGCCGGAUGCGCUCGGCAGAGCGCGCAGCCUGGCGUCACGCUUUUGUCUGUUAGUGGUGUCGUCUUUUUGAGAUAAUGAGCCAUUUGUGAUUGUUCAUUUUUUGUUAAAUUGUAAUAAAAUUGAAUUUUGGAGCAGCGUUCCUUCUGUGUGUGGUGUGCGCAGUCCACUGGCCGUGCGUAAAAGCGCACCACAUUAACCUUCGUGUUCGUGUGCUUUUGGUAUCCGUGGGCUAAUCAAGAGUGGUCAAACGCACAUCCACAUCCAUCUGUGAAUGUUUUUUAAAGUGAAUUUAAAGAACCGGAAACAGGCAAGGAACUGAAAAAUGACUUGAGGAAAAUUAGAAAACUAAGUUUUUGAUCCAAAACACAGAAUAAUUGUACAUGAUUGUAAAUAAGCAAACAAAAUAAAUGUGUGCUAAUAUAAAUAAUCACGUGUGUAUAACAUAAUUUUCCUAAAGUAUCAGUAGAUGAAAGGAAGAAAAUGAGACAUCAGAACUUCCCCAUCAGUAAAUAACCCGCAUGCACGCGCAGUUCAUGCAACACAGACUGCUACUGAAUGUGGUUCACAGCUGCAGCUCACAAGUUAUUCGUUCUAAUUUAAGUUUUGUUUCGUGUUUGACACGACUGGAGCUGACUGAUCAGGUUACAGACGUAGGCCUAUACCUGCAUGAUCCUUCAGUCCGCAAACCCAAACCCGAUCUGACCUCCGAUCAACGAAAACAUCCUAAACACGAGAUGUUUGUUGCUCACUGAAAUUAGAGCAUCAAAAUAAAUCUGAUUAUAUGUUUUCUGAUUCUAUUUUAUUGUUAUUACCAGUUUGGAGAUAAAUAAUUCCCAGAUCAAAUACAUGUAUUAAUACGAUUUAUAAAAAGUCUGUGAACACAGGUUUUCAUUUAUUCAUGUAUUUUAUUGAUUUCUGCAGAGUAAAAACAAGGCAUAGCUAAAAGUUUAUAAAUGCCAAUGUACAAGAAAAUCCAAGUAGAGUAAAAGUCUGUCUCUAUAACGAAUAAAGAGCUGGCCUCAAGGCUUCAAAUAGAGCAAACAGAGGGUGAUCCUUUUGUUUUUGUUUCAAAUGUCUUUGUGCCUUUAAUUCUAAAAUCACCAAUUGAAAGAUGCAGCAUCAAAACCACUAACUCCGCCCUCUAGUCAAGUUAUGAGUGGUUGUGUGUUUACAGAUAAACAAACAACACACCAAAACUAUUUCAGGACUGGUUUUGGUGUCAAGGAUGUUACAAACCCAAUAUUUGAGGUGAAUCUGGGAGAAAUCCCUAUAUUCCACUUGGACUGAAUAAAUACGAUUUUUCACCAACAUAAUGACUCACGUGGACAUGUCGGGUCUUGGUGUGAGCAAUGGUGAGUUUUUAAUCAUGAGAAAUUGGACAAGAAAAUGAUGAAAUUAAAGAAAAAAGUUUUUUUUUAAUAAGAUAAACUGUAUAAAUGCCCAAUUCUAGCAUAGAUGUGAUGCAAGCUAAUUUAUCUGUCUGGUUUGGUACAAAGGCUCAUCAGAAAAAGUUUAUUAAAAACUUUUACCAAUGUAAAACAGCUGAGUCAUCGGUAAAGCACGGUGGGGGCUGUGUCAUGUUUGGGGCUGAGUUUCAUCCAGAGCUGUUGGGGAUCUAAACUCAUGAUGUCAGUAUAUUCUAUGAAUGGCUCCUAUAGAUAUGUAUGUAUAUAAUGUUGAAGGAACAAGGGGCAGCUGGGGCUCAGACAUAGCAUUCUAAAGCACCCAGCCUCAGGCUGCAGGAGGAGUAGAGAUUCAUUAGAAAAGUCAAACAGGUCCCCAGACCGAGCCUUAAUCACCAAACCUCUACCACUGCACAAAGAAACAACUGUUCAAAGGGUGAUGCUUUACUAUGACUUCAUUUUUUAUGGAUUUUCUCAAUAAAAUCUGCAAAACUAUAAGUGAGCUCAUCUCUUUUACUGCUUCCCCUGUCAUCUCAUCAGCAGAAAAAAAACAUCAUUUUAGUUUAGUUUUAACAACUACAAGACAUUUUAGACUCAUGCAAACUCUGUCAUAUUAAAACUUGUGUUUACAAAUAUUUAAAUGGUUAGCUCACAUCCAGUUCUGCUGGAUGUAAAAAAGGGGGCAGAUCAAAGUUUUACUUGGUGAAAAAGGGGCCAAUAAGAGACUUCAAAGACAUGGAUGCACUUAGGAUAAAACUGUCAGCCCAAGAGAACGCAUAAAUGUCAAGCAUUUGUAAGCUAAAAUGGUUAAAAAUAACAGCAGGCAGCACUCUACACACGCCUAACGUUACUCUGAGACUGCCUUAAUCGGGUCAGAACUGUAACUCAGAACAUCAGUCACGGGAGGGUGGUCUGUGAGCGCUAAUCCCAUGUAGGACCGGACCUUAAGGUGAACGGAGAAGUAAGGACCUCCGUGCUCGCUCAGAUAAAUAAUUUUUUAAACGUUAGCAUCACGAUUAAGUUUUGGAUUUGGUUGGAAGUUUAUUGACAUGUUUGAAGUCGGGUGCUCAAAACAGAGAAAAUCAGAUGAACUUUUCUCUUGUUUAUCCAACAAAAUCUGACAUGAAAAACAGGAUCAUUUCCUCUGCUUUCAGUAGAAUAAAGAGGGUCAGGCGUGUAUUAACAUGAGGAUCGCUACUAUCCAUCAGUCUGAGAUGUUCCUAAGUAUUAGAGGUCCAUCAUUCAACAAUUGUUUACCAGUAGAAGAAGAAGAAGAAAAUAUCAUGUCUAUACUAUAGCGCCUCUCAAGAUAAAAAUCACGAGGCGCUUCACAAAAACAAAAAAAAUGUAAAAAUUUAAAAAAGCAUUUAGAAAAUGUUUAAAAAUAUAUUUUAAAUGAGCAAAAAUGGGCAAUUGGGAUUUAAAAGAAAAAAUAUUAAGAAAGAGAGAGAGUGAAUAGGAAAGAGGGAAAUCAGUGGAUCCUGAGGAAGGUGGAAUAGGUGGGGAGAGCAGAAUGAAGAGAGUGUGGUUGAUGAAGGUCAUACAAAAGUCAGCUUGAUCAAGUGAGUCUUCAGCUGCUUUUUGAAGGAGACCACUGAGUCCACUGAUCUCAGGCUCAGGGGGAGAGAGGUCCAGAGUCUGGGGGCCACAGCAGCAAAUGAUCUGUCACCUUUGGUCUUUAGCCUGGUGCUACACAACCAGUAGGCUUUGAUCACUGGACCUCAGGGACCUGCUGAGGGUGUAGGGACUAAGAAGAUCACCAAUGUAAGAUGGUGCUUGUCCAUGUAAGGCCCUAGAGACCAGAACCAGGACCUUGAAAUGAACCCUGAAGUUGACUGGCAGCCAAUGAAGCUGGAG
This is a messenger RNA of Nothobranchius furzeri (turquoise killifish), 4829 nucleotides long. RefSeq names its product relaxin family peptide receptor 3.3a1 (gene rxfp3.3a1). Gene Ontology annotation, biological process: cell chemotaxis; immune response; calcium-mediated signaling. Gene Ontology annotation, cellular component: external side of plasma membrane; membrane. Gene Ontology annotation, molecular function: C-C chemokine binding; C-C chemokine receptor activity. Lineage: Eukaryota; Metazoa; Chordata; Actinopteri; Cyprinodontiformes; Nothobranchiidae. The record is from RefSeq and is a predicted model, not a curated record.